Molecule: messenger RNA, 1311 nt
Organism: Purpureocillium lilacinum
Lineage: Eukaryota; Fungi; Ascomycota; Sordariomycetes; Hypocreales; Ophiocordycipitaceae
Source: RefSeq, a predicted model, not a curated record
AUGAAAGCCGCCCUGAAUGACCAGUUCCCAGAGGCACAACAGCAGCUGUGUAUCCAUCACAUCAUUUCUAACGUCCUGCUUAAGGCGAAGCAGAAGUGGGUCACGGACGCCGAGCCUGACAGCAGUACUAGCAGCGAUGAUGCCCGCGAUGAGAACACAGCCUACACACAAGCGCGCGCAAAGCUCAGCCCCAAAGACCGGCGCUUCAUCCACGAGCCAGUGGCGGAGGAUAUUCCUCAUAGCUACCGUGGGGUGCUCAUGAUGUGGAAGCAUGUCAUGCUCGCUGAGACCCAAGAAGCUCAUGAGAAGGCGUGGUCUGAGCUAUGCCGGGAAUUUGAUGACCAGCGGGCUAUCCUACAAUACCUCCAUGGAACGUACAUGCCCGUUAGGGCUCAGUGGGCGCGGUGCUUUAUCCGCAAAUAUCGCAACUUUGGCAUUCGGGUCACGUCUGGCACAGAAGCGAGCAAUAACAACGUCAAGAGCUACCUUCUGAAUGGCAUGAGCAAUCUCUAUCGGCUAGUCGAGGCGAUCCAGGACAUGCUGAGCGACCAGGAGCGGGACUUCGCUCACGCUAGCGCAGAGGACGAGGUUUUGACUGACCGCAGGUAUCUCGGCUCAAGCUCAGAGUAUCUGGGAGACCUGCGAACCACGAUCUCGUCCAAGGCAAUUGGGCUGAUCGCAAGGCAACAUCGGACAGCAGAGAAGGCAAUGUCGACAAGAAAUGAUCCGCUCCCCGUGCAUUUGGGAGAGUGUGAUGAGGGCUGCUCAGUUUCGGUAGAACUUGGCAUCCCUUGCUGUCAUAAAAUCUAUGCCAAGAUGGACGAGGGAACGCAUUUUACUAAGUGGGACGUUCAUCCACGUUGGCACUUACGAGAGUCAGCCUCUCGAGAUCGAUACCGGCGAAUCCUCGACCCCAAGAUUAGCACUGCUCUUCGCGGAAGGCCCAAGAACACUUCGCAGACUGUUCCGGCGCGGCUAGAUAUCGGGUCGGGCAGCCAGACGGGCACAGCUCGUAAGCAACUCAGAAACCCGACACGGCCAAAGCAAAGUGCAUGGAGUCAGCACGGCACGACACGGGCAAGGCAUGCUGUGACUCAGCAAGCCAGCGGCCAGGCCACUCAACAAGCGACACACCCAUCCCAGCGCCAGACGCGCAGCCAAUCGUCUGUGCUAAGAGCGGGAAAAACAACAGGAGUACGUGCGAGCGGACGCAGGACACAGCCAAGCAUACGGAGGCGAAAGAGUCAAUGGGAGCUCUUGGACAACGACAGCGAUGACGAGGUUCUUCCUUCCAUAGUGGUCAGACAAUAG